UAAAAAAUUAACACUGCCCUCUGUUGUUAACCUUUCCAUGUGUAGUUUUGUGUACGAAAACUAAUGAGACGUGUGUUUACUGUAUUGUACUUACUUUUAUUCUGAAAAGCAUAAUUUUAUACAAUGGUCCGGGAUAAGAAAAGUGGGUUGAAGUGGUCUAUUGAUGAUAAGCCAGUCACCAUAGCGAAAUGGGACGGUGCAGCGGUUAAGAAUUCUCUUGAUGAUGCAGUGAGAAAGAUUAUGAAGGAGAAAUACAAGUAUGAAGAGAACUUUAAAUUGGUGGAUAUUCGUUUGGUGAUUUGUACAGUUUCCUGUAUAUUUGCGAUGUUUGCGCUUGCCUGGGACUAUUUCUACCCAUUUCCAGAAUCUUGCACCGUCUUAUUUAUUUGUGUUGUUUCUUAUUUCAUAAUGAUGGGUAUUUUAACCUUUUAUACAGCAUACAUUGAGAAGAGCCAUUUCUUGGUAACUCAUGAGAAGGAUCAGGCAGGAAUUGACCCUGAUAAUGUGUGGGUUGUUGAUUCCUGUUUAAAAAGGUUUGAUGAUAUGUACACUCUAGAAAUACACUUCACUAACGGGACGAGUAAGGUGGAACGCGAGUCCUCGCUAACAAAAUCCGUAAGCAGCUGGUUUGACGAGAGUGGUACGCUUCAGUUGGAGCUCUUUGAAAAAGAUGUACAAAGUCUUCAUGAUAAUAUCUCAUCCCUUGAAAAGAAAGAAAAAUAAACGAUCUAAAGAACCAUUCUGCAACCGAUAGGUCAUGACCUGCCAAUUGCUUCAGAUUACGAAAAAUGUUAACAUCCAGACAAUUUUAAGUUACAUUGUGCAACAAAGUCAGAUUACACAAGAGACUAAAGGUGCACAAUAAUUGCACUUGUUUUUAUUUACCUGUACUUAGAUUUUAAUGCAAAUUCACAUUUGUCUAAUUUGAAUUUGUCCUAGAAAUGUUAACUUUCUAGUAUAAUACAUAUUCCAAGUAUCGAAAUGCACGGCAUCGUGUUGGGUAUUCAAUAUUUCCACAUUAAUUAUGUCAUCACCAUUCUUAAUGAUUACAUAAUUAAUGUUGAAAUAUUGAAUCCCGACACGAUGACGCGCAUUUUGAUACUUGGAGUAUGUAUUAUACUAUCUUAUAUGAGAUUUAAAAAGUGGACCAUUCGGUUUAACUUUGUAGACAAUUUAUUACAAUACAAAUGUAAAUUCACGUUAACCAAUUGCGCAUGAGCCUACAAUCAUUGCGCUGUAAGAUCCUAGCAAUUAAUUUAUUUACUUGAUUGGUUUUGACAUUUGGAUUGUUGUAUGAUGGGCUGUGGAACAGAGUUGUAAAACCUGCGGCCUCAUUAAAAAUCACUAUAUUACUGUAUAUGUUAAAUUGUUGUCAUUGUCAUCUUCGUGAAUAAUAUUUACACUGUCCUUCAUUGGAUGUAAAACUUCGAUUUUAGCAUCUGAUAAUAGGAUAUAAUUUGUUACUUGCACAAUUGUUACAAUCAUUUGUAUGCUUGAAAUUUCACUGGAUGCCUAACAAACUGAUCACAGUUGCUCUUUAUUCUCUCUAUCAUAUUUUUCCAUAUAUGUACAAAAUGGCUUUUACAUGAAGACCAAGUUUCUGCAUGGUGCAUGCUUUGAGCCAUAUGAUUAAACCUAAAAGGUCAUUCUUGCAGGCUAUUGCCAAAACAUUCUCAGUAGGGAGUUGAAAAUUUGUUUCUGUGAUAAUGACAACAAUAAAACACUGUAGUAAUGUCAGUAAAACAACUGACUAACAGGAACAGGGUCAGGAAUAAAUGACCCACAAACACACCUAGAUAAGUUUACAUUUUUUUGUGGAACCUAAGCAACAAUAUUUAAGGCGCGGACCUUUGCAGAGGGUCUGUAGUGAAACAGUACCGUACUGGUUAACAUAUUUGCUGUGUACAUAAUCGCUUAAAUGCAUGUACCAGUGAUGUUUUAUUACACACUUCGCCAAAAGCCAAAAGGAGACAUUUAGCAAACUGAAACACAUGAGCUCGGCAUAAUUUCUUUUAUUAUAUUUUGCUUAUUUUAUUUAUUUUUUGUUUACUCUACUGGAAUUUCUUGCACUGAAUUUAUUUGAAGGCCUCUGCAUUUUGUAUUUAAAGAUCGACAAUAAAAGCACCUUAAAAAUCCAGUAUAUCUUUCUUUGUUUUGUGUACUUAUGAAACCGAAAACACAUUU
Messenger RNA from Anneissia japonica, 2184 nucleotides. RefSeq names its product probable signal peptidase complex subunit 2. Lineage: Eukaryota; Metazoa; Echinodermata; Crinoidea; Comatulida; Comatulidae. Gene Ontology annotation, cellular component: signal peptidase complex; membrane. The transcript has 5 exons. Gene Ontology annotation, biological process: protein targeting to ER. The coding region runs from base 124 to 723 and encodes 199 amino acids. The record is from RefSeq and is a predicted model, not a curated record.